Pecten maximus is the source of this 540-nucleotide messenger RNA. Its product is annotated as variant surface antigen E-like. The record is from RefSeq and is a predicted model, not a curated record. The coding region runs from base 1 to 540 and encodes 179 amino acids. The transcript is spliced from 2 exons. NCBI's taxonomy places the organism in Eukaryota, Metazoa, Mollusca, Bivalvia, Pectinida, Pectinidae.
AUGGCACGCACCAGGACCCAUACAGUAGAGUCAAAGAUAACGGCACGCACCAGGACCCAUACAGUAGAGCCAAAGAUAACGGCACGCACCAGGACCCAUACAGUAGAGUCAAAGAUAACGGCACGCACCAGGACCCAUACAGUAGUCAAAGAUAACGGCACGCACCAGGACCCAUACAUAGUACCAAAGAUAACGGCACGCACCAGGACCCAUACAGUAGAGCCAAAGAUAACGGCACGCACCAGGACCCAUACAGUAGUCAAAGAUAACGGCACGCACCAGGACCCAUACAGUAGAGUCAAAGAUAACGGCACGCACCAGGACCCAUACAGUAGAGUCAAAGAUACCGGCACGCACCAGGACCCAUACAGUAGAGUCAAAGAUAAUGGCACGCACCAGGACCCAUACAGUAGAGUCAAAGAUAACGGCACGCACCAGGACCCAUACAGUAGAGGCAAAGAUAACGGCACGCACCAGGACCCAUACAGUAGAGUCAAAGAUAACGGCACGCACCAGGAACCAUACAGUAGUCAAAGAUAA